GAAUAAUGUCGAACUUUUUUCCUGCUCCACAAGUGAAUGUAUUUGAAUCGGUAUCGCAUUAGUCACACGAAGUCAGAUAUCAUGGAUCUCGCAGAUGCCCUUGACAGUGACACAGCACCGAGCAGCCAGCAAGCUGGAGGUCUAGCAUGGUCUGGGCAGCCACCCUGGCCUGGACAACAGCCUGGCAUGCCAGGCCAGCCACCCUGGCCUGGACAACAGCCUGGCAUGCCAGGCCAGCCACCCUGGCCUGGACAACAGCCUGGCAUGCCAGGCCAGCCAGCUUGGCCUGGACAACAGCCUGGCAUGCCAGGCCAGCCAGCCUGGCCUGGACAGCCAGUCUGGCCUGGACAACCCAACCAGCCUUCUGCACCAGGAUGGGGAGGGCCAGUCCCACCAACUGGCCCUCAAAAUAUCCCACCAUUGACUGUCCCCUACAGUCAACAGCUGCCUGGUGGAGUCUAUAACAAGAUGCUCAUUACUAUUCAGGGGACAGUCAAGCCUCAAGCUCAACGGUUUGCAAUCAACCUGCAGGGAAAAGACUGUAUAGCCUUUCAUUUUAACCCCCGCUUCAAUGAAAAUCACAAGCAGGUGAUAGUGACAAACAGCAUGAUUAAGCAAAUGUGGGGCACAGAGGAAAAACAAUGUCCCUCUUUCCCCUUUGUCAAAGGACAGCCGUUUGAGGUGAAGAUCUUGUGCACUACGGAUUCAUUCAAAGUAGCUGUGAACAAGGCUCACCUGCUUGAGUACAAAUACCGAGUUCGUGAGCUCAACCAGAUCACUCAGCUUUGUGUUCGCGAGGAUGUCACACUUACAUCUGUCACUGUAGAGACACUCCCCUGAGGCUUCUUCAAAAUAUGAAACCAUAUUAUCCAAAUAUCUUAUGAUAGGCUUUGUAUUUUAUGUUCCCUUCAUUACUGCCCAAAUGGGGCAAACACUAUCUUUAUUUGCUCUGUUGAUCUAGAAGUGCCACUCCUUUUCAUGGUUUUAUAAAGGUAAUAUGUUCCAAUUGUAACAGAAAGCAUUCACAGAUUGACUGCUUCAUAAAGGCAAACACGGGUUUUCAUUUUAUUAGAUUGUAUGAUGGAACCAAUUAAAUGCAUGAAGUUGCACUUGUUUUAAAUGAUCAAUCACAACACAAACUAUUAGCAGGGACCAUCAUUCAACUGGGGCCACUACCUUUGCUAUUUGGCAGCAUGGAUAUAAACUUUAAGUGUAUGAAUACCACAUAUAAACACCCCCCCACACACCAAGGUAAUGUACUUAUGAAAUCUUGAAGCAAGGACUGCAUCAGUUGUAGACUGUAGACAGGUAAUAAACUAAUGCCUGUACAGAAAAUUCAUGGGUGGUGGUGUGGAAUCAGGGGAGCAAAGUAGCAUCCAACAACUGAGAAACCAGCAGGUGAUGGGUGACGUGACCCAGAUGAGGUAAAAAAAUCAUAAUGUUUCUAAAUUAUACUAAAAUCAUGCACGACGCAUGAAAGGUGUACCUGCUCUCUGUAUUGUUCAAACAAAUGCGACGGAAAUGGUUCCACCACAAGACCUUCAUGAUCAGAAAUCACUGCAUAGCACAUUUGGUUCCUGCCUGUUUCUCUGUUGUGUGAUGCAGAGGCAUCCACAUAAAGAACAAGAUCAGGAUUAGGGAUCUGGCUCGUACUGUACUCGCAGAUUUCCAUCUCCUCCUUCUUUUCUGCACCCUCUACCUCUUCCACAUCCCUGUCCUCUUCUUCUUGACCGACUUUAGUUCUAAGACAUUGUCAGUGACGCUUUGUGCACGUCGUUCUCCCUUCACGACCUUCUUCUUCUCUUCUCUGCAUGCAUUGCAUAGGCUUUGUCUAGACAGCUUUCCCCCUUCUCAUCUGAGGUGGUGAGGCCUGCACCGCAUCUCCGUCGUAUCGUGGUGGGCCUUGUGCAGUCGGUAGCUCUGGGUGGAAGGUCGGGCAUGAUGUUGAUUGAUGACGUUGACUGCAGAAAUACUGUGAAUCGGGUUGUUUCACCUCCAUCUUUGCUGGCCUGGCAUCAUCGUCUCGGUGUAGCGGACAAAUCAGGGCCCACUGAACAGUUAUUUAACAUUCAUUUUCUGUCCCUGCCUGACCGCAUCUGUCCAUCUGUCCCUCUGUCCUGCAUCUCUCUUUGCUGCUUCUUAUACAUGAAUUCUUUGGGCUUUCCCGUCUGGAAUAAACUUUCCAUUUCCCUUCCUAUUUUUCCCCUAUUACUCUUUCUUUCUCCAAUUCUUUCUUUCAGUUGAUCUAUCUGCCUCAUACUAAAACUCCCCUUCUCUGGGAACCCACAUUUGUCUAGCCGUACAUCUGCUUGUACUAUAGCGUUCCCAUAAUUUGCUCUCAUGAAGUUGCUAUUUGGGCAUGAAUAGCCUCCUUUUGUUAAUCUACUCUGUGAUUUCCAUACUUCUCAAAUUUGCCCACAACAUAAUUAUAAGAUAAUUAUUUAGAAGGUAUGUACGUUCCCACUCACACCUUAGAAUUUGUCCCUCUUACCACUUCUAAACUGUGACAGCUGUUUGUUUAAUACUCUCUUAAUAAUGAAUUCACUUUUUUUUUUUUGUCAA
This is a messenger RNA of Electrophorus electricus (electric eel), 2562 nucleotides long. NCBI's taxonomy places the organism in Eukaryota, Metazoa, Chordata, Actinopteri, Gymnotiformes, Gymnotidae. The record is from RefSeq and is a predicted model, not a curated record.